Messenger RNA from Anoplophora glabripennis (Asian longhorned beetle), 1083 nucleotides. RefSeq names its product probable enoyl-CoA hydratase. NCBI's taxonomy places the organism in Eukaryota, Metazoa, Arthropoda, Insecta, Coleoptera, Cerambycidae. The record is from RefSeq and is a predicted model, not a curated record. The coding region runs from base 127 to 1032 and encodes 301 amino acids. The transcript is spliced from 5 exons.
ACCUAACCUAAUAUUUUUACUUGAGUUCAAAAUACGAAGUACGAACCUAAGCAAUUAUUCAUUUCAUUUUUUACCAUGUCCGCUAAUUAACUCAAAAUAAAAUAUAAAUAAAAUGCUGGAUUUAACAUGUUUGAAACUAAAUUAUUUUGUUUACUCUUCCCGAGAAUAACAAGAAAAAUGUCCACUUCUUCCAAUAACGUGAUAAUAGAAAAAAUAGGACAAAUAACCACAAUAGGCAUAAACCGGCCAGAGAGAAGAAACUGUGUCGAUUUCAAUACAGCGACACUGAUAAAGGACGCAAUACAAGGAUUCGAAGAAGAUGACACCUCCUGUGCAGCUGUCCUGUACGGUACUGGGGGCAACUUCUGCUCAGGCUUUGAUUUAAAUGAAUUAGUUGAUCUAGAUAAAAAUAAGGACUUGGAAAAUGUGUUCAAAAAUGGAUUCAUGGGUAUUUCGUCAAAGUAUGUGAAGAAACCGAUGGUUGCGGCAAUAAAUGGCUACGCAGUUGCAGAGGGCUUAGAACUCGCUUUGAUGUGCGAUUUGAGGGUAAUGGAGGAAACGGCUGUUGUUGGCUUCUAUGGUAGAAGGUUUGGUAUACCCUUAACUGAUGGAGCUGCUGUCCGAUUACAAGCGAUGGUUGGUCUUUCCAGAGCUUUAGACAUGGUAUUAACGGGUAGAUCACUCAAUGCCAAAGAAGCUUUCGAUUGGGGAGUAGCCAACAGAAUAGUCGCUUGUGGAACCGCAUUGGGACAAGCAAUUAACCUAGCCUCGUCCCUGAUUAAAUUUCCACAAGAUUGCCUAAUCGUUGACAGGGAGUCUACGUAUAAUGCUGCUUACAAUAAAGCGUACGAUGAACUUAUGAGGUACGAACAGAAAAAUAGUAAGAAAGUUCUGAGAGGGGUGAUUGAAGGUGCGAAAAAAUUCAUCUCGGGCUUGGGCAGGCACGGUAAAACGUACAAUUUGACGGAACGAAGCAUAUGCGAGUGGGAAAGAGAAUUUAGCAAAGAAGCGACACCAAAAAGUAAACUGUAAUUUCUAAGAUAUAAGUGUACAGUGAUUUUAAGUAAAGUUAUAGUAUUUUUA